AUGGCGACACAAGUUGAGGCCCAGGCUCACACUGAAAAGGUGGCACAAUUUUCAGCACCCAUGGUCAAGGGGGGAGCCCAAGUCGCAAAACCACCCCUUCCGGGAUGGAGGAUUUUCACCAUCAUCUUCUCUAGUACGCUUUUUAUGGUCAUUAAUAUAUUCAUCGGAUCGGGAUUUUCCUUAACGCUCCCGAGUAUCAGCGAAGAUCUCAAUAUCCCUCAAGCCUCGCUCCAGUGGGUUAUAUCUUCCUACACCCUCACCUCGGGGUGUUUUCUUCUUCCGUUCGGCCGCCUUGCGGAUUUGCAUGGUCGCCGUCGGGUAUUCCUCGCUGGUGCAGCCUGGGUAGCAGUUUGGUCCGUUGGAUGCGGUUUUGCAAAGAACGAAAUCAGUUUGGAUGUGAUGAGAGCGUUCCAAGGAAUGGGAAUCGCAGCUGGACUCCCCGCUGGAUUGGGGGUGCUCGCUCAAACAUUUGAGGUCGGGAGCAGGCUAAGGACUGUGGCAUUUUCCACUUUUGGCUGUGGGGCGCCACUGGGUAGCGCAUUAGGUUUCACAAUGGGGGGCGUCUUAACGCAGAAGACGAGUGCGCACUGGAGAUCCGCGUUCUUCUUCAGCGCAGGUCUUGCGGGGUUGACAUUUGUUACUGGGUGGCUCGCCAUCGAUAAAGAUACACAUCAUUUGGACCCAAGUCUUGACAGGCGUGUAGACUGGAUGGGGGCGUUCCUUGUGACAAGUUCGUUGAUACUCCUGACGUUUUCUCUCGGCGAUGUCGAGACUGCACCUGAUGGGUGGAAAACAAGCUACAUCAUCGCGUUGCUGGUUCUCUCCAUCGUCCUUCUAUGUGCAUUUAUACUAUGGGAGAAACGACUUGGCUGGCAAAUAUCCAGGAGGCUUUCCUCGAGCGUGACAUUGACGCCAACGGAAACCUUCCUUGAUAACCUGCUCACCAUACCACCCAUGCUCAACCUGGACUUGUUCACAAGGGCCCACGGCCGAAUGGCUGCAAUGCAGGCCCUGGCGUUCUUCGUAUGGGCAGGGUUCAGCAGCUGCUAUCAGAACUAUCUCGGUUUGUCUCCGAUACAUGCAAUGCUCCGAAUGCUUCCUAUGUCAAUUACCGGGGUAAUUCUCAACGGGAUAGUGGCCCUCGCUGUUGCACACAUUGAAGGCAUAGUUCUGAUUGUUACGGGAUGCGUGAUGGCAGGUCUUGCGCCACUCCUUUUCGCAAUAAUAGAUCCCUUAGCGACCUAUUGGGUAUUUGGCUUUCCUGCUGCAAUAUUUGGUGUGUUCGGGGCGGAUUUUAUCUUCGCAAGUGGGAGCCUAUUUGUGGCGAAGGUAGCCAGGCUGGAUGAGCAGAGUGUUGCAGGAGGACUGUUCACUACGUUGACGCAGGUUGGGACUUCCGUAGGACUUGCUCUCUCUUCCAUAGUCCUCAAUCAAAUGGUAGCGAGGAACAUACAAUCCCUGGGUCCUCAAGAAACCUCUUCAUCCAAACCAUCAUCCAGCACACCUAAAUCUGCUCUCCUGGAAGGAUACCGUGCUGUUCAGUGGCUGAACUUUUCGUUUAUGAUGGUUGGAUUGGUACUGGCUCUUGUGUUUUUGAGACACAUUGGCGUGAUUGCUAGGAUGGGGGAGGCCAAUCUUGAAGAGGAUGCUGUUGCUGAGACAUUGAGCCUGGAGGAUGAAAAGGUGGGAAAACAAUCCUAGGAGAGUCAGUUUG
Cantharellus anzutake is the source of this 1714-nucleotide messenger RNA. RefSeq names its product efflux transporter. The record is from RefSeq and is a predicted model, not a curated record. The transcript is spliced from 9 exons. NCBI's taxonomy places the organism in Eukaryota, Fungi, Basidiomycota, Agaricomycetes, Cantharellales, Hydnaceae. Gene Ontology annotation, molecular function: transmembrane transporter activity. Bases 1 to 1701 code for a protein of 566 amino acids. Gene Ontology annotation, cellular component: membrane. Gene Ontology annotation, biological process: transmembrane transport.